Messenger RNA from Candidula unifasciata, 648 nucleotides. NCBI's taxonomy places the organism in Eukaryota, Metazoa, Mollusca, Gastropoda, Stylommatophora, Geomitridae. The record is from the annotation of a GenBank genome assembly.
AUGGAAAAAACAAAAGAUCCAAUUUCAAUGGAGCAUCCACAUAUUUAUGUGGAAAGAACUCUUGCAAUAAUCAAGCCUGAUGUUCUUUACAAAGCAGAUGAAAUAGAAGACAUAAUACUCAGGUCUGGCUUUGCAAUAUUGCAAAAAAGAAGAGUCCAUUUAACACCAGAACAAGCCAGUGAUUUCUAUGCUGAGCAUUAUGGGAAGUUGUUUUUUCCCAGCUUGGUCGCAUACAUGAGUAGUGGCCCCAUAAUUGUCCUUAUGAUAGCCAGAGAUCAUGCUGUCUCCUACUGGCGAGAGCUGAUUGGACCAACAAACACUGUCAAGGCCAGACAGACACAUCCUGACUGUCUCAGAGCUGUUUAUGGCACAGAUGAACAGAAAAAUGCUCUCCAUGGCAGUGAUUCGUUCAUGAGUGCUCAAAGGGAGAUCAGAUUUUUCUUUCCUGACUGUAUUGUUGAGCCAGUAGCACUUGGCCAGGCUGCUAAAGAUUAUCUUUCUAAAGCUGUCAACCCUACUCUUUUAAAGGGACUUACAGAUCUGGCCAAAAAGAAACCGGAAGACCCAGUGCUAUGGUUGGCUGACUGGCUACUGGAAAACAACCCGAACAAGCCGAAAGUUCGAAAUCCAAUUGUUGAGUUAGCGUAG